Messenger RNA from Anopheles maculipalpis, 6245 nucleotides. RefSeq lists its product as uncharacterized. Bases 33 to 6233 code for a protein of 2066 amino acids. Gene Ontology annotation, cellular component: axon; cytoplasm; synapse. The record is from RefSeq and is a predicted model, not a curated record. NCBI's taxonomy places the organism in Eukaryota, Metazoa, Arthropoda, Insecta, Diptera, Culicidae. The transcript has 5 exons. Gene Ontology annotation, biological process: synaptic vesicle transport; chemical synaptic transmission; axon extension.
CCCAAUUUGGUACGAAAACGAACCAGAACCAGAUGGCUUCCAUACCGGGAGACAGUGCAAACGUUCCGCCCGAGAAAAGUAUCAUAUUGAAGGGCUGGGAAAAGUUGGACGAUGACGUUAUCAUCAAGGAGGUGUCUACCAAGGGCAAACACGUCAACCUUUGCAUCCAGUAUCUGGCCGAACGGAACGAACUGUCGAUAAAGGAGGCAAAGAACUACUUUCUCCAGAAGGUGAAUGCGUACGUCUAUCGGUUAUUGUCGAACCGGCAGCUCUACAAAGCACAUCACAUCCUGAAGAACAUCGAUCGUGUCCCGCGCUACGUAUUCUAUCAAAUUGCAACCGAAACAACUGAUCACGGGCUGCGGGAUUACAUACGGGAGCAUUUGGCACGUACGGUCGAAAAUUACAGCCAAGGUGAGGAGGAACGGAUUGCAGCUAGCUGGCGCGUUUACACCCAGCUAAAGGCGAACGUGCGCCAGAUGGCGGAGGUACUGAACGAGGUGACGACCGGGUACACGGUGCUAGAGAUCGAAACAAUGUCGUUCAACACGUUCUGCAUGAAAGAGGACGUCUACCGGAACUCGGUCGCGGUGGAUUUGUUCUUUAAAAAUCAAGAAACCGAAAUCUCUCCCAUCCUCGACCGCUACACCGUGUGGAGCUAUCUGUUAAAGAACAACAUCGCCAAUCUGGUGAAGAUAUGGAUUCAGCUCAACAGUUGCCUGCGCCGUUGCUUUCACGAUGGUACCGAUCCAACGCAACAGCUUUUACGCAUCAAAAUCGACAUUUACGAUGAUCCACGAUUUAACGAACGUUUACGGCAACUUUUUCAACGAUGGGAAAUUGAUGAAUUUAUGCUAUCACAGCUGUCUCACCAUCGUACGCUGUCGCGGAACGAUAUCCUGCUCAACGAACUGGCACGGCUGGGGAAAUUUCUUGACCACGAACGUAACGAUGCAGUUGCAAUUCUUCGCCGACUGUUUACGACGGAAUCGUUCAAGCAGCAUCGAGAAUGGACCGAGGCCAAGUGGUUCCGUGAGCAGCUAACGCGUCAGAUGGUUGAUAAUCGUUUUUUUACCAUGCUUGGGCUGCCGAUAGUUUGUAAGGAACUGCUGGAACAGAUAGCUGAAGAUCCUGCAGCACAGCAUCAAGAUGAGGUGAAGCUGUUUCUUCAACUUCAAAAGCUAAGGAAUUGUGCAAUAUCCAACAAAGAACUUUUGGGCGUAUCCCGCACAACAUCGGAAUAUAUCCUAAAGCAUAAUCGUGCCUUUUACGAUGAGAACCCCAUCGUCUAUCUGUUCGAGUAUGGGUUGGAUGAGAAAAAUACGAGUUUCGAGAUGGACAAUCCAUAUUUCGCUAGGCUGCCACAUCUGCAGAACUUCAUCGCACGCUGUAACGCUGGCUUUGGUGCGAAUGAAACGAGUAGUGUUAUUAUUAACAAACUGCUUGCGAUCGCCCGCAUCCCGGACGCGGCUAAAGUGCAACAGUUUCUCUUCCACGGAACGCGUACCGAUGCGAACGGAGCAGUUGAAGAAGAGGACGAACGUGCGUCACAGCUAGAACUGCUCGAGCAGUACGGUACGAUUCCACACUUCAAUCAUCCACUGUUGGUUAGCAAGUACGGACAACCGAUCGAACUACGCUAUAUGCACUACAUCCGACUGCAUCGUGCUUGUCACGCGGUGUAUGACUUUUACCGUGAACAGCUGCAAAACUAUUCGCAGAUAUCCUCGCGCCAACUGAACAGUGCCGCUCAAACGGUCGCCCAAAUGGCAAUCGAAAGCUACUGGGAUACGGAACUCGUCACACAUGCGGUUGCGUUUAUUGAGAUGAUCGGUGUCAGUAGUGUGCCAACGCGAGCUUAUCUGCGCUGUCUAGCGCUUGUUGGUGAGACAUCCCAGCGGGAUGGAGAAGAUCGCACACCGAUCAGGCUGACGGUGGCAAAUUUGCUACGACACUGUGAGGAAGCAAUCAGUCGCAAGCCGAUCGAAGAUCCUGAGCUACUGGUCGAUCUAGAAGCAAUGACAAUCGUAGCGAAAACGAACGCCUUACCCUAUCCGGAAGCAUACCUGCGUAAUCGACUACUCGCUAGGAAUGAUUGGUUUCGCUUUCUACUGCUGGUGGACUAUCUCAAUUACCCGCAGGAGCAAAUAGUUGAGCUGUGUCGGACCGGGUUUCAAGAAUCACGUAUUGGACGCAACCUGAUGACGGCUCUGCUAAAUCAACCGAGAGCGAUCGACAGUGCAGGCCGGGAGGGACAGACGAGCUCGAGCUCGUUUACCUCGAUAAAGCGGCGUUCGAGUUUAACACCUCGGCGUAGAAGAAGGGCAAGCAGUACAACCGCAGAUUCGAGCGGACAUUCAAGUAUCUCCAGCGAAACAGAUGCCACCUCCAUCGGCCGCAGUACAUCAGGGAUCGGCCACACCAUCACAACAGCUUCCUCGCCACCUCUACAGCUACCAGCCACAGACAUUUCAACCAGCUCCUCUUGUUCCCUGUACGAUGGUGCCUGCUUCCUUUCCGAACGCUACGACACGGACCUCGUAUCCGUGCUGCUACUCUGCUCGAAUGAAUCCAACCCCUACACAGCAGCAGCAACAACCCAACAACCGUUCGAUUUCGUUGCUUUCAAGCGUCUCACGUUGCAGGCAUCUUCUAGUCACCGACAAUCACCAGUUGCACGCUAUCCAUACACCUACCAAAACUUGCUCGACCGGGCUAUACGCUCCCGAUGGCCAUUGUUGGCUCUACUCGCUGGUGAUGCCUGUCCUGAAGGUAGUGAAAGUCGCCUUUAUUGCUGGAUUGUGUGGACAAUGUUGGCUGGUGAGUUCCCGUUCCUAGACAAACUAUCCCAAGAGCAAACGGAACAGCUAUUCGAUCCGGAACGAUCGUUUGUAUGCGGUUUGUUGGAGCAUCUGGUAAAAACCGGGCGUCUCUGUACGCUUGCUAGCUCGUUGGCCGUUUUCUAUCCCGAUUCCGCUUGGUACUACCUGGCAGCGUAUCUCAGUCUCACCGAGGACGUACUGUUCGAUGCGGAUCGUGCAGCCGAAUUACUGACCGAGUUUCUCGUACGUUCGACUACCGCUGGCGAGGAACGUUUCUUGCUGUACAUACCGAAGUACGAAAUGUUUGCCUUUUGUGCCCGGUUGCUUAUGAUACAUCUGGAUCGUCGGACAUCGAUACAUCAUCAGUUUUUGCUAUUGCAGACGUACGUUCGUUGCGAUUUUCGGUGCUUCUUGGUGCCGGGAAUAGACUUCGAGCAGAUGCUACGUAUAUGUGGGAUCGUUCGUCAUUGUGGUGUAACGAUCGACUUCCUAGCGCUUCACGAUUGUUCUAGUGGUGGGAAGGAGCAGCAGUUAAGUUUAUAUGAAUCACUGUGUGAACAACUCGUCACGAAAAAGCAUCACGAGGCGGCCAUUGCCGUAGCUGAAGAGGCAGGUCUUCCACGGGAAAGUAUUAUCUUUGAGCAUUGGGUAAGUGGGUUUGAGUCGAGCGGUACCGUUGGUUCGUUUGAGCGCUACCGAGUGGAAAGUGAACGUUAUGGACUUGGACCAGAGCUACGUAUCAGCUUCUUCACGCACAUUGCGAAUCGACUGGAGUACGGUGAUCGACAGCGAUACGAUUUGCUUCGAUACGCACUGGAACUGAUACGGGAACACGGUCUCUAUCCGAGUGAGGCGUUCGAUCGAGAUCGAUUGGAGUACGAGCUAGCGCUGAGCUAUAUACGCUGCACCGAUGAACGUCAGGAGCUGCUUGAUCUGUACUGCUCUCAGUAUUGGUGCAACACACAGCAGAACCAUUCACCAUCGACGGCAGCCAUUUUGUAUCAUACCUUUCUCGAGCUGAAGGAAGUCGCCGGCAUUGAUGAUCUUACACUAUCAAACGUUCCACUAACGCAACCGGAGGAACGGUUAAGACUCGAUGCGCUUAUCAAUCGACUGCUCGACUGUGGCGACAUUGUACAGGCGCUGCGUUACCAAGCGAUCUUCGAGCAACGUCCAUUGGAUCUUCACUUUAUCGUGUUCUGUAUGGCACUUGCGGAGGGGCUGGUCAGUUUGUACAAUCUCUCUAAGGAGGAACGGAUGCUGCUGAAUGAGGAUAGUGCCCGAUCUUCGGGACGAUUCCAGCGUCGUACUUUACGCUUUAGUCGCGUUAGUCAAAGUAGCCAGAUUGGAGGAUCUCCCAUGAAAAGUGCGCAGCUAGAUUCUUCGGAUACGAGCACGACGGCAACGUCCGAUUUUGAGGAGGUACCAUCCCGUGAUCGUCAAGACAUAUUUGAAGCUAUUAGUGCCCUCGGAAAUCGCAUCACACACGGACAGGAUCUUGCUCAGCGCGUUGUUCUUACGUAUCGUGUCGCAAUGUACCUUGAUCGGGAGUACAACGAACUGCUAAAACUGCGCGAUCCACUAGCCUUCCUUCCGGAGGUGGUUCGUGAAGACUGUGUCCACAAGCUGGAGGUGAUAAGUGACAUCGUUACGGCGACACGCAUGAGCAUCGAAAGCUUUACCGACUUUCUUGCGUCGGAAAUCGUUUCCGCGGUAGUGCGAUCGAAAUUUUACCUCUUUCAACAGCAGCUUCCACAAUCGACCCAUGCGUCAGAUGAACUGCUCUGGGGUUACAAUAUCGAUCGUGAGUUUCACCUAUUUCUGGAGCUUGCUCCCAACACUACGGCUCUGGGGAACGUGCUUUUGCGGUACUGUAACGCAUUUCGGCUUUAUCGAAAGCGCCGUGAUACGACGGGAGACAAUGCGGGAGUUCAAGAUGCGCUGGAUUCAUUUGCAACAAUGCCUGCUGUACGGUUGAGCACAACUGGAACUGAUGUCGUGGAGCGAUUGGAUCAAAUACUUCAGGGACAGAUACUGUCACUCAAGAAACAGAAUACAAUUAUUGUAGCUCUGUUGGUGAAAGCUCACGAUUGCUUCGUACACGAAUGCUCCAUGGAGGGCAUCAUGGAGGUGUUGGCAUGCUGUAAGGCGCUUACCGUGAUCCUGACGGCGGCCAAAUCUUGGAAUCUGAUCGUAAAAUUACUUGUCGGAAUAGGACGCUAUCGGGAUAUGUAUUACUGCUUCGAGACACUGAUCAGUCACGAACAGUUUGAGUCACUGUUGGGUCAGUUUGAUGAUCGCGCUACAAACGGACGCCGGUUACAGUCCGCCAUUAUUACCUUCCUCAAUGAGCACUGUCCAGAGCGGCGUGAUUACUUCCGCCUGGCAGCGCUUCAUUUCCGCAUGUAUCGAGAAAUUGCCGAACUUUGGGAAACGGAAGCGCACAACACGAUCGACGCGAUUGUUAAGACGUACGAGAUGAAACAGUCUGUUCCAACAAAAUCGACUACUCCUGUUUACUGUCAUCGGCUUCAGGUGACUGCCCUUGCCCAGACCGAGCUUACAAGUGCAAUGGAUGCUUUUACACAUGCCACGGAAAAUUACCUGCUAGACAAUAAUCUCACACUCGCACAACGUGCCGCUGCGAACGCAGAGUUAGUGGCGUUACAGAUCUGUUACGUAAGGCAAGCAUUGGCCGCUUCCGAAAAGGGACAAAAUGAUUCGAGUCCUUCCACAAGCAAGCAGGUAUCGUCUACCUGCCUUUCCGUGCUUAACCUUCGUCCACCGAGUGACGAUAAUCGUCGAGGAAUGAUGCAAGAACUUUCUGGAACCAAUGCCGCCACCGGUACACUGCUCUACUACAUCAACUUCCUGCUCACGGUACCACAAACGCUGAUAGUUGGUCGAGCUUACGGGAUCGAAAUCAACUGGCCCGGUGCUAUCUAUCAGCACUACAUCAUACAGGGAGAGGCGCCAUAUCUCGUUGAUUAUCUCGAUCGGCUUCCACUAACAGACGCGAUGAUCGAAAUGCUCGUCAAACUGUUCCAACUGGAACCGAAUCUUACACCGCGCAUGGAACAAGCGAUCGGUACCUUUAUCGACCGUAUACAAUCGGUAACCCUCAAAUAUCGCUUAUCGUCCCUUCUUGGGCUGAAGAAAACUAUUCAUGGAUUAAUUAACGGUGGCGCUGUUUACUAUCUGAAGGACACCAACUAUGGCAAGAAUGAUGUGGAAGCGAGUGGUGGAGGUAGUGCAGGCAGUAGUGGAAACAGUGCAGCAUCGAGUACAGUCGGUGGAAAUAGUGCUACGGGAGCAGCCGUUGCAGGUGUUGUCAAUAUGACAGGCAGCUUGGUAGGAAGUGCAAGCAUCACAAGCAAUACCGUGUCCCUGCACACCAUGUCCAGUUCAUGACGGGGAGGAGGA